Molecule: messenger RNA, 3100 nt
Organism: Elephantulus edwardii (Cape elephant shrew)
Lineage: Eukaryota; Metazoa; Chordata; Mammalia; Macroscelidea; Macroscelididae
Gene: STK10
Product: serine/threonine kinase 10
Exons: 19
Coding region: 206-3100 (964 amino acids)
Biological process (GO): protein phosphorylation
Molecular function (GO): ATP binding; protein serine/threonine kinase activity
Source: RefSeq, a predicted model, not a curated record
GCGGGACCACCGGCCGGCGCGGUUCCGGGUCUCUGGCCGCGGCACAGCCCAGGGCGCACUUGACCCGGUCGGCAGCGGGUAAGGGCGCGUCUGGGGAGAACCCCCGAGCGCCGCGGCGGUCUCCACCCCCGUCCUCGAGGCCACCGAGCCACAGUCACAGUCGGAGCCGGCGCCACCUCGUCCCUAGGCUCGCGCUCCCCUAGCUAUGGCUUUCGCCAAUUUCCGUCGCAUACUGCGCCUGUCCACCUUCGAAAAGAGAAAGUCCCGCGAAUAUGAACACGUCCGCCGGGACCUGGACCCCAAUGAAGUGUGGGAGAUCGUGGGCGAACUGGGCGAUGGCGCCUUCGGCAAGGUUUACAAGGCCAAAAACAAGGAGACAGGGGCCUUGGCUGCAGCCAAAGUGAUCGAGACCAAGAGCGAGGAGGAGCUGGAGGACUACAUCGUGGAGAUCGAGAUCCUGGCCACCUGCGACCACCCCUACAUUGUGAAGCUGCUGGGCGCCUACUACUACGACGGGAAACUCUGGAUCAUGAUCGAGUUCUGUCCUGGGGGAGCCGUGGACGCCAUCAUGCUGGAGCUGGACCGGGGCCUCACCGAGCCCCAGAUUCAGGUCGUUUGCCGCCAGAUGCUGGAAGCCCUCACCUUCCUCCACAGCAAGAGGAUCAUCCAUCGGGACCUGAAAGCUGGCAAUGUGCUGAUGACCCUCGAGGGCGACAUCAGGCUCGCUGACUUUGGUGUGUCUGCCAAGAAUCUGAAAACGUUGCAGAAACGAGAUUCCUUCAUAGGAACGCCUUACUGGAUGGCGCCUGAGGUGGUGAUGUGUGAGACCAUGAAGGACACCCCGUAUGACUACAAAGCAGACAUCUGGUCCUUGGGCAUCACCUUGAUUGAGAUGGCCCAGAUCGAGCCCCCACACCAUGAGCUCAACCCCAUGCGAGUCCUGCUCAAGAUCGCCAAGUCGGAUCCACCCACACUGCUCACCCCAUCCAAAUGGUCGGUGGAGUUCCGCGACUUCCUGAAAGUGGCCCUGGAUAAGAACCCAGAAACUCGGCCCAGUGCUGCACAGCUCCUAGAGCACCCCUUCGUGAGAAGCAUCAACAGUAACAAGGCUCUCCGGGAACUGGUGGCAGAAGCCAAGGCCGAAGUGAUGGAGGAGAUUGAGGACGGCCGUGAUGAGGGGGAGGAAGAAGACUCCGUGGAUACCACCUCUCCUCUGGGGAACCACACUCAGGACUAUUCUGAGGUAAAUCAGCUCGAUGCUGACAAGCCUCUCAAGGAAUCACCUACUUCGCCAACCCCCAGCCAGCCUCAGGACCAUGUGAAUGGGCCCUGCAACCAGCCCACUGGAAACAAAUCCCUCCAAACCAACAGCCCCCCAGAAGUAGCUCCUGGAAAUGACAGUGGCCUAACUGUGCCAGCACCCAUCCGGAAGUCCCGGCCGGUGUCGAUGGAUGCCAGGAUUCAGCUAUCCAAGGAGAAGCAAGUCACUGACUGGGAGGACCUCAGUGCAUCAGCCAGUAAUUCCCAAAAGACAAGCCAGAGCCGGCCCAACAGCAGCGCCCUGGAGACCUUGGGUGGGGAGAAGUUGGCCAAUGGCAACCUGGAGCCCCCCACUCAAGUGGCUCCAGACCUGUCCAAGAGGAACUCAGACUGUGGCAGCCUCUCCACCUCCGAGAGCAUGGACUACAGCACCUCUCUCUCCGCUGACCUGUCCCUCAAUAGAGAGACCGGCUCUCUGUCCAUUAAGGAUUCCAGGCUACACAAGAAGACCCUCAAGCGGACACGCAAGUUUGUGGUGGACGGCGUGGAGGUGAGCAUCACCACCUCCAAGAUCAUCAGUGAAGAUGAGAAGAAGGAUGAGGAGAUGCGAUUUCUCAGGCGCCAAGAACUCCGGGAGCUCCGGCUACUCCAGAAGGAAGAACAUCGGAACCAGACCCAGCUUAGCAGCAAACAUGAGCUACAGCUCGAACAGAUGCAGAAACGUUUUGAACAAGAAAUCAAUACUAAGAAGAAGUUCUUUGACACAGAGUUGGAGAACCUGGAGCGUCAGCAGAAACAGCAAGUGGAGAAGAUGGAGCAAGACCAUGGGGUGCGCCGCCGGGAGGAGGCCAAGCGGAUCCGCCUGGAGCAGGAGCGGGACUAUGCCAGGUUUCAGGAACAGCUCAAGCUGAUGAAGAAGGAGGUGAAGACCGAGGUAGAGAAACUCCCUCGACAACAGCGGAAGGAGAGCAUGAAGCAGAGGAUGGAGGAGCAUGCGCAGAAAAAGCAACUUCUUGACCAGGACUUUCUAGCCAAGCAGAAGGAAGACCUGGAGCAGGCAAUGAAGAGAAUCACCACGGAGAACAGGCGGGAGAUCUGUGACAAGGAGCGCGAGUGCCUCAACAGGAAGCAGGAGCUCCUUCGAGAUCGGGAGGCAGCCCUGUGGGAGAUGGAGGAACACCACCUGCAGGAGAGGCACCAGUUGGUAAAGCAGCAGCUCAAAGACCAGUACUUCCUGCAGCGGCAUGAACUUCUGCGCAAGCACGAGAAGGAGCGGGAGCAGAUGCAGCGCUACAACCAGCGCAUGAUGGAGCAGCUGAAGGUGCGGCAGCAGCAGGAGAAGGCGCGACUGCCCAAGAUUCAGAGGAGCGAGGGCAAGACGCGCAUGGCCAUGUACAAGAAGAGCCUUCACAUCAAUGGUGGGGGCAGCGCCUCUGAGCAGCGUGAGAAGAUCAAGCAGUUCUCCCAGCAGGAGGAGAAGAGGCAAAAAGCGGAGCGACUGCAGCAACAGCAGAAACAUGAGAAUCAGAUGCGGGACAUGGCGGCCCAGUGUGAGAGCAAUACAUACGAGCUGCAGCAGCUUCAGAAUGAAAAAUGUCACCUCUUGGUGGAGCACGAAACCCAGAAACUGAAGGCACUGGACGAGAGUCAUAACCAGACGCUGAAGGAAUGGCGGGAUAAGCUUCGGCCACGCAAAAAGGCUCUGGAAGAAGAUCUGAACCAGAAGAAAUGGGAGCAGGAGAUGUUCUUCAAACUAAGUGUGGAAGCAGAGUCUCUGAACCCUCCUACCCCAAACAAGACCACCAAGUUCUUCCCCUACAGCUCUGCAGAUGCUUCUUAA